GAUGCGCGGCGGAGCCUGGGCGCUGGCGAUGGCGCUGCUGCUCCUGGCCCCGGGGGAAGCUCAGGAAUGCUCUCCUGGGGGACACCAGUUUCUUCAGAGUCCGUAUAGAAAUGUCCGUUUUGACUCAUUGCACCUCCAGCAGUCAGCUGCUCAAGAACUGAUAUGUGACCAUUCCCUCUCCCCCGGGUGGUAUCGAUUUCUCAUCUUUGAUAGACCUGCUGAGAUGCCAACCAAAUGUGUCGAGAUGAACCACUGUGGAACUCAGGCCCCCAUCUGGCUGUCUCUGAGGGAUUCAGAAACACUGCCGCCUCCUGGGGAGAUCAAGCAACUGACAGCUUGUGCCACAUGGCAGUUUUUGUUCAGCAGUAGAAAGGACUGCUGUCUCUUUCAAAUUCCGGUGUCUGUAAGAAACUGUGGGGAAUUUUUUGUGUACUUACUACGACCCACUCAAGGAUGCAUGGGCUAUUGUGCAGAAGCUAUUCCUGAUGUAAAAUUACACCCAUGUGGCCCAGAUGAAAUUGAAAUGGGAGGGGACUGUGUCCGUCAACUGUCUGCCUCCUUGCCACCUCCACCUCCAGAAAGGCCAGAGGUUACAGUGGAGUUGAUUGAGUCCAGGCUUUUCUGUAGGUGUGCUUUUGAUGUGGCCCCUACAAACAACCCCGUGGGAUUUCUCAUAGCUUGGUCUAGGCUUUCUUCUCAAGAAAUCAAAGAGGAGCUGAAACAAGAGACCACAGUUCAGGCAUUCUCUCUUUUAGAACUUGAUGGCAUAAAUCUCAGACUUGGAGAUAGGAUAUUCUGUAGUGCUUCCGUCUUUUUUUUGGAGAAACCGCAUAUACAAAGUUUAGCCACCGAAAGCCGAGAAUUUUUUGCAGGCAUUAAGGUAAGUGGCAGAAAAUUUUCAACCUUUUUUUUUUUUUUAAUAAAAACAGGUAAAGAACACCUAGGCUUAAAUUUGGCACUGUCUUCCUGUCAUGUGGACCUUCAUCAGACAUCAUCCUGUGUGAAUGGAACCUGCAGCCACACUUUGGUGUACUACACCGCUGUAGCAGAUUUUUCUCGAGAUGGAGAUAGAGUUACAAACAUAGUAGUGCAACCUAUAGUCAAUGAGGAUUUUGUGUGGAACAGCUACAUUCCAGACAGCAUCCAGAUCAGAGUAAAGGAUGUCCCAACUGCUUACUGCUAUUCAUUUACUGACCCACAUAUAAUUACAUUUGAUGGCAGGGUGUAUGAUAAUUUCAAGACUGGAACGUUUGUGCUUUAUAAGAGUAUGUCACGUGAUUUUGAAGUCCAUGUACGUCAAUGGGACUGUGGAAGCCUUCAAUAUCCUGUGUCAUGUAACUGCGGGUUUGUUGCCCAAGAAGAAGGUGAUGUAGUUACUUUUGAUAUGUGCAGUGGUCAGCUUCAUGAAUCACAACCAUAUUUAUUUGUAAAGAGCCAAGAUGUAACCAGCAAUAUCAAGAUAAGUGAAUCUUACUUAGGAAGAAAAGUCACAAUUUGGUUUUCUUCUGGAGCAUUCGUUCGUGCUGAUCUUAGUGAAUGGGGCAUGAGUUUAACAAUCAGAGCCCCUAGUUCAGAUUAUAGAAACACUUUGGGACUUUGUGGUACCUUUGAUGGAAAUCCAGAAAAUGAUUUCCAUGACAAAAAUGGGAUCAAAAUUGAUCAAAAUUUUAAUAAUUGUGUUGCUUUUAUUAAUGAAUGGAGGAUUUUACCGGGAAAGAGCAUGUUUGACACAUUGCCAAUUUCUCUGACAUCGCCUGGGAAACUAUCCUAUUGUGGCUGCUCAUCAGACACUGCUUUAUGGUAUCCACCUUCGAAUCAUCUGGACAGUGUUUUUCAGUCAGAUAUUGCUUCAGGUUGCAAAGACCUCAAACAUGUCAGAUUCUCUUCUUUGAUACCAGAACUAGAUGUCACCUCUGAAUAUAUUAAUCCAGACACUCUCGUCAGAGGGACAAACAAACAUACAUCUGGCGAAGAAAAUAAUUUGAGUUUAUUUCCACAAGAACAGAAGCAUGUAAACCUAACCAAACUGGACUUAAAUUUACAAAAAAAUGCUGGGAAUAAAAAACAAGAUGCACCUAAAUACUUGCACACCGAGAAACAUAGGCAGGAUCAAGGAAGUCACAGCCGAGAAAUGAGGUGGAAUCAACAAAACAGAGGGAAACGGCAAAACUUUCAUGACUUUGUUUCUUUGUUUGCAUUCCAAAGUCUCAGCCAAACGGACUUAGAAGAGUUUACUUAUUUUUUCCCCGAGGACCAUGCUGAAGAUGUCCACCAAGAGUUUGUCCCUUCGUGGCCCACACCCUCUGGCCUCACUGAACCCAACACCUUGGCACUCUGUCAGCAGACUCUAGCCAACUCCAGCAUAGGAAGGCUCUGUCUCGCUUUUCUUGGCAAGAGACUAGACAGUGUUAUAGAUAUGUGUGUGAAGGAUGUUCUAUCAAAAGAUGAUCUUAGCUGGGCAGAAGCAGGUGUGGCCCUUUUAGAAAAUGAAUGUGAAAAAAGAAUUUUGGAAGAGGGGAAAUAUAACACAGAAGAAUACGGCAAGUCAAUUGAAGACAUUCUGUUAGUAUUAAAAUGCCCCAAUCUCUGCAGUGGCAACGGGCAGUGUAUGGAAUGGGGGUGUGCAUGUUUCCCAGGCUUUAGUUCCCAUGAUUGCAGUGACGUAUAUGACAAAGCUCCUGAAAUUACAGAGCUUGAGAAUGCUGGAUUCUGUGAUGUUCAAAAAUAUAACUGUAUGGUGGUGAGAGUGUUUGGUAAAGGCUUCAGAGAAUCACCUUCGAUUAAAUGUGAAGUCACUAAACUGAAGUAUAACAGCAGUAAAUGGGUGCUUGCAGAACCCGUCUAUGCACAGACUGUUUUUCAAAAUAGCAGAACUGUUGAUUGUCAGCUGCCCACUGAUGUUCAGCAGUUUGAUACUGUGGAUCUGAUGGGUGAGGAACCAAUUGAGAAGUGGCAAUUAAAGGUAUCUAAUGAUGGUUAUAAGUUCAGUAAUCCAAAAAUAAUGAUCAUAUAUGAUGGUGCUUGUCAAGUUUGUGGUCUCAAUGAAAAUGAUUCAUGUACGAUAAAGGAAGAUGUUUGCAUUAUCGAUGGACUCUGCUACAGUGAAGGGGAUAAAAAUUCAACCAGCCCUUGUUUGAUUUGUAGACCCAAAAUUUCAAAAUUUACUUGGUCAUUUUUAGAAAACAACCAACCCCCAGUGAUUCAAACAUCACAAGACAAAUUACAGACAUUUUAUGGGGAAAACUUUGAAUACCAGUUCAUGGCUUUUGAUCCAGAAGGUUCUGAUAUCCGUUUUAUGUUGGACUCUGGUCCUGAAGGAGCAAGUGUUUCCUCUGCAGGACUUUUUAUGUGGAAAACAGAGUCAGAAACUCCCCAGCAAUUCACUCUACACCUUAAUGAUGACUGUGGUGCAGAAACUAGAGUUACGAUUGAGGUGACUGUGAAGUCUUGUGAUUGCUUGAAUGGUGGAUCCUGUGUGUCUGAUAUGAAAUUUCCUUCAGGGAGUGGAAUGUACCUGUGUGUCUGCUUGCCUGGCUUCCAGGGCAGUCUUUGCGAAGUGGAUGUCAGUGGGUGCCAAUCAAACCCCUGUGGCCUUGGCAAAUGUAUUAGUGAUUUUCACAGUUAUUCCUGUGAUUGUCCACCUGAAUUCAAAGUUGAAACAGAGGUUUUAAAUGAAUUUAGUACACAAGAGGUGGUUCUCACAAGGUCUGACAAAAGUGUAAUUAAGGAGGAGGAUGAUAAAAAUGCCAAACAGAGAGAGAGGCAUGUUAAGUCAACAAACAGAAACGCCUUUAAACAUUGUAACCCACCUUGUCAACAUGGUGGCACAUGCUUGGCUGGCAAUCUCUGUACUUGUCCUUAUGGUUUUGUUGGACCAAGGUGUGAAACAAUGGUUUGUAACAGGCACUGUGAAAAUGGAGGUGCAUGUCUUACACCUGAUGUUUGCCAGUGCAAGCCUGGCUGGUAUGGACCCACCUGUGGUACAGAUAUAAAUCUUCAGCCACCAUCAACAGAGCAUUCACUGAUUGGUACAAGCUUUACCCACAGUCCCGCUACUACUAUUAAAGAGUUCUUGAACACAACCAACUUCUCCAGCUUGUCACUGAAAUCAGUUACAACUCAGAUGGAUAAUUCAAAGAAGACUAUUUCCCAUCAGAUUCCAGGUUUUGAACAUGUGGAUCAUACUCUCAGUACAAAUCUCAGUCUGGAUGAGAUGGAAUUUCCCAUGAAGAACAGUAGUUCUUUAAGCACUAACUCAAACGGCUCCCAUGGUGAAGUGAAGGAUCUUGUCCAGAGCACCAUCCAAACAGAGACAGGAGAAUAUAAUUAUGAAAGUAACAGGUCUUCCCAAGGUUACAUACAGUAUAAAGAUGAGUUUGCACCAUUGCUUACUAAAGCAGUCACUAUUUUGCCAGAAAAGUUUGCAUCAACCAAAAUAUCACCUUGUACUGAAUCAUCUUGUUUUUUUGGUGUUUCCUGCAUGCCAACCUCAGAUGGUCACUUCAAAUGCGGACGCUGCCCCUUUGGGUAUUAUGGCGAUGCUUUCUGUCACCCUCCCUGUAAGAAUGGUGGCCACUGCGUGAGAAAUAAUGUGUGCGUCUGUCGUGAAGGAUACACUGGCAGGAGAUGCCAAAGAAGCAUCUGUGAUCCUAUGUGCAUGAAUGGAGGAAAAUGUGUGGGACCAAACAUUUGCUCUUGUCCUUCCGCUUGGAAUGGGAAACGAUGCAACACACGUAAGAGGAAUAUUCUUAUUAACAAAAUGCUAAAGCUUACAUCCUUCAUGGGAACAUAA
This is a messenger RNA of Propithecus coquereli (Coquerel's sifaka), 4792 nucleotides long. It is a transcript of the gene VWDE, whose product is annotated as von Willebrand factor D and EGF domains. Gene Ontology annotation, molecular function: signaling receptor binding. Lineage: Eukaryota; Metazoa; Chordata; Mammalia; Primates; Indriidae. The record is from RefSeq and is a predicted model, not a curated record. The transcript has 23 exons. Gene Ontology annotation, biological process: anatomical structure development. Gene Ontology annotation, cellular component: extracellular region; cell surface. Bases 2 to 4792 code for a protein of 1596 amino acids.